AGAGGUUUUCGCUGGGAGGUGGAGGAGUGUUGCAGCUGGGCUUUGCUCCUGCGAGCGUGCCGGGUGUCGCGUGUGGGGGAAUUUGUGUGCAGUGAACCCCCUGGAUAUAUUUAAAUCAUUUGAGUGGCGUGCAUUCUGUGGUAGGCUAUAGCAGUCUGGAUUAGAUCUAGGCACAGGUUCGUGGGUUUCCGGACAGUGUUGCCUCCUCGCGUGGUGGGAGGUUUGUUAGCCCAGAAAUCCCUGAGAGUGACCAAAGAUGGCGACCACUAUAACCGCACAACAAGCGCGGAUUGACCACCAAAUGGCUAUCACGAGGGACUACAUAUCGCAACCCCGACUGACGUACAAGACGGUGUCGGGCGUGAACGGUCCGCUGGUGAUUCUGGAUGGCGUCAAGUUCCCCAAGUUCGGCGAGAUCGUGAACCUGACGCUGGGCGACGGCACCGACCGGCAGGGCCAGGUGCUGGAGGUCAGCGGCUCCAAGGCCGUCGUGCAGGUGUUCGAGGGCACGUCGGGCAUUGAUGCCAAGAACACCAUCUGCGAGUUCACGGGCGAUAUCUUACGCACGCCCGUCUCCGAGGACAUGUUGGGUCGCGUCUUCAACGGCUCCGGCAAGCCCAUCGACAAGGGGCCGCCCGUGCUGGCUGAGGACUUCCUCGACAUCCAAGGCCAGCCCAUCAACCCGUGGUCGCGCAUCUACCCGGAGGAGAUGAUCCAGACGGGCAUCUCGGCCAUCGACGUCAUGAACUCGAUCGCUCGCGGGCAGAAGAUCCCCAUCUUCUCGGCGGCCGGCCCAACAAGUCGGUGAUGGACGACCACAGCGACAACUUCGCCAUCGUGUUCGCCGCCAUGGGCGUCAACAUGGAGGCGGCGCGCUUCUUCAAGCAGGACUUCGAGGAGAACGGCAGCAUGGAGAACGUGUGCCUGUUCCUGAACCUGGCCAACGACCCGACCAUCGAGCGCAUCAUCACGCCGCGGCUGGCGCUCACCACGGCCGAGUUCCUCGCCUACCAGUGUGAGAAGCACGUGCUGGUCAUCCUGACGGACAUGACGUCGUAUGCCGAGGCGCUGCGCGAGGUGUCGGCCGCGCGCGAGGAGGUGCCCGGCCGGCGCGGCUUCCCCGGCUACAUGUACACCGAUCUGGCCACCAUCUACGAGCGCGCCGGCCGCGUGGAGGGCCGCAACGGCUCCAUCACGCAGAUCCCCAUCCUCACCAUGCCCAACGACGACAUCACGCACCCGAUCCCCGACCUGACGGGCUACAUCACCGAGGGCCAGAUCUACGUGGACCGGCAGCUGCACAACCGACAGAUCUACCCGCCCAUCAACGUGCUGCCGUCGCUCAGCCGGCUCAUGAAGUCGGCCAUCGGCGAGGGCAUGACGCGCAAGGACCACGCCGACGUCUCCAACCAGCUGUACGCGUGUUACGCCAUCGGCAAGGACGUGCAGGCGAUGAAGGCGGUGGUGGGUGAGGAGGCGCUGACGCCCGACGAUCUGCUCUACCUCGAGUUCCUCACCAAGUUUGAGAAGCACUUCAUCACACAGGGCAACUACGAGAACCGCUCCGUGUUCGAGUCGCUGGACAUCGGCUGGCAGCUGCUGCGCAUCUUCCCCAAGGAGAUGCUGAAGCGGAUCCCGGCCAGCACUAUCGCCGAGUUCUACCCGCGCGACAACAAGAGCACGGCCGACAACAGCUGAGCGGCGGCCGGCCCAGUAGCGCCGCGCCGCGGCUGGCCGCCGAACUACAGCCGGCGGCCGGCG
This is a messenger RNA of Pollicipes pollicipes, 1761 nucleotides long. Its product is annotated as V-type proton ATPase subunit B. Gene Ontology annotation, molecular function: ATP binding; proton-transporting ATPase activity, rotational mechanism. Gene Ontology annotation, cellular component: proton-transporting V-type ATPase, V1 domain. The record is from RefSeq and is a predicted model, not a curated record. Gene Ontology annotation, biological process: proton transmembrane transport; ATP metabolic process; vacuolar acidification. NCBI's taxonomy places the organism in Eukaryota, Metazoa, Arthropoda, Thecostraca, Pollicipedomorpha, Pollicipedidae.